Nicotiana attenuata is the source of this 2176-nucleotide messenger RNA. RefSeq names its product transcription factor bHLH30-like. NCBI's taxonomy places the organism in Eukaryota, Viridiplantae, Streptophyta, Magnoliopsida, Solanales, Solanaceae. Gene Ontology annotation, biological process: regulation of DNA-templated transcription. The record is from RefSeq and is a predicted model, not a curated record. Gene Ontology annotation, molecular function: protein dimerization activity; DNA-binding transcription factor activity. The transcript has 4 exons. Bases 1 to 1176 code for a protein of 391 amino acids.
AUGGGUCUUGGGGAAGCAGAAAGGAAGAACAAGUUGAAAGGCACAAAAAAAGACCCUUUUCUCUCAAAAAAACAAAAACCCUCAGUUUGUUCAUCUCUAUACAUCAAAGCAAAGCAAAGCAAAAGGAAAGAUCAAGAAGAUCAACAAGGAAAUUGUUCUGAAGCUAUAAAUAGUCUUCAACAGUGUAUUCAAGAACAACUACUACUUCAACAUUAUCAACAAUCAAAUCAAGAAAAUAUGCAGCCACAAAGCUUCAAUAUCAAUCCGGUUCAUUUCCCAAGCAACUCAGAAAUGUCUCAAAUUCUACCUUGGACUCUCCCACCGGUUCAACCUUUCAACCCGGUUCACCACCAUGUCGACCCUUUUCUUCUCCCACCAGCACCAUCACCUUACGGCGGUUUAUUCAACAGAAGAGUACCACAAUUUGGUUACGAAGGUACAACUUCAUCAGACCAUCACCUCCGGUUUAUUUCGGAUACUUUAGGUCAUGUGGUUCAUCAUCAACCGGCCGGUUCAGCUCCUUUUGGUUUACAAGCUGAACUUCAAAAAAUGACCGCUCAAGAAAUUAUGGAUGCUAAAGCUCUUGCUGCUUCAAAAAGUCAUAGUGAAGCUGAAAGGAGACGUAGAGAAAGAAUCAAUAAUCAUCUUGCUAAAUUGCGAAGCCUUCUUCCCAAUACUACAAAAACGGACAAAGCUUCAUUGCUAGCUGAGGUGAUACAACAUGUGAAAGAGCUGAAAAGACAAACUUCUUUAAUAGCAGAAACAAGUCCAGUUCCAACAGAGAUAGAUGAAUUAACAGUGGAUACUGCAUCUGAUGAAUUCGAAGAUGGUAAGUUUGUGAUAAAAGCUUCACUCUGCUGUGAAGACAGGUCCGAUCUUUUACCUGAUUUAAUCAAGACAUUAAAAGCACUAAGGUUAAAAACAUUAAAAGCUGAAAUUACAACACUUGGUGGACGUGUGAGAAAUGUUUUGUUCAUAACUGGAGAUCAUAAUUAUAAUCAAGAAGAUGAUUUGAGUACAAGUGAUGAUCUUGAUCAGCAGCAACAACAACCACAAUACUCUAUUAGUUCAAUACAAGAAGCACUUAAAGCAGUUAUGGAGAAAUCAAAUGGUGAUGAUUCUGCUUCUGGAAGUGUUAAGAGACAAAGAACUAAUAACAUCAACAUCCUUAGUUAAUACUACUAGCCUUUUACUACUCUUCUUUUUUCUUCUUUAUUUUGGGGUGGUGUUUUUAUUUUUUUUUGGGGUGUGGUCUUCUGUUUUUUUGACCUCUUAGAACAAUAUAAUAUAGAGGGUUUGUGAUGCUUGGUGUUCUGGUUUAGUGGUAAGAUCGCAACUUCUGUUGUGUUGGUGAGGCACACGUCAAAGAUUUUCGAACUCACUCGUCUACAGAAGCCUGGUAUAUUAUUCACUGGAUUUUGAACCGUGUGCUACUAGCCCUCGAAAAUUUCUCGAUUAUAAAAAUAUGUAGAGGGUUUGUGAUAUUUCUUUUUUUUUUUUUUUUUAGGGGGGGGGGGGGGGGGGUUCCAAAAGUGUCACUAUCAGGUGUCUCAUGUCAUGUUCAUCAACAGUUCAACUCAAGCAAGAAAACCUUGAGAAAGAGAAGGAUGGGAAGAAAGAACAAAAUAGAAUAUAUAGAGGGAAAGGAUCUUUUUCGUGAAGAGAGUAACCUUAUAAGAAAACCUAACAUAGAAAUGGUGAAGUUUUUGAUUACGUUGGAUGAUCCAUUCUAGGGUGCAAAAACAUGCAGUUUUGUCUUUUGUUCCCUACUGAAAUUUCCUUGUCUCCUUCUCUAUUCUCUCUCUUGUCUUCUCUCUCUUCAUUCGUCAGAAUUAAUGCAUGGUGACGAUAAGGUUUUUGAAUCAUAUUAUGGAACAGAAAAUUCUUCCAAUGCUGUUUUGAGAAGAAUUUAGAAUCACGAGAGAGGAUGUGGAAUGGGGUGUUUUUUUUUGGGGGAAAGGGAAGAAUUGUACAUAUUUAUUUACUAGUUAGUGUUGUGCUUCUUUAGAUGCCUACUUUUUCUUCACAGGGCAUGCAAUAUAUAUCUCCCCUUUCCUUUUUUUCUUUUUAAUUAUGGGUGUUGUUAUAUUCGUUUUUUUUAUUUUACUUUUGGGGUGUCAUGUAACAAGGUGAUGGGAAAAUUAUCAAAUGAAAUUGUAUCUUUAUCUUUUUUUCA